Anopheles bellator is the source of this 2040-nucleotide messenger RNA. Its product is annotated as G-protein coupled receptor 143-like. The transcript has 5 exons. Gene Ontology annotation, cellular component: plasma membrane; melanosome membrane. Gene Ontology annotation, molecular function: L-tyrosine binding; L-DOPA binding; dopamine binding. The coding region runs from base 453 to 1616 and encodes 387 amino acids. The record is from RefSeq and is a predicted model, not a curated record. Gene Ontology annotation, biological process: melanosome organization; regulation of calcium-mediated signaling; G protein-coupled receptor signaling pathway. Lineage: Eukaryota; Metazoa; Arthropoda; Insecta; Diptera; Culicidae.
GUCAUAAUUUGUGUUCUGAAGCCGGUUAAGAUCACAGCUUCUGGAGUUUCGUACCUCGUGAGGCAAUGCGGCACAACGUAACUGGUGGACGUAGUGAAACCAAAUCGGAUUUGAUUAAACGAAUAGCGAGUUAACCGAGCGACGACAGCACAUCUCUGCUGAUAAAGUGCACUUUUUAUUAAUGAGUUAAUCCGAUCGGAACCCAUGUGUACGACAUGCCGGUUUCAAAUCUUGGAAUUGAUAAGCCACCAGCUCCACCACGAAACUCUUGCCUGUGAGACACUUGUGGCCACCGCGAACGAAAUGUCCAUCGAUCAAGUAACUUCCGCCGUUCGCCACAGUCACCCAAAGCCAGUCGUGUCCGGAGGCGAGUGAAGCAAGCGCUCCUACAAACAGCAGGUGAUCGGUCCGAGGUACCGGCCGGCAGGUGGCUAGUUCGACUCCCGCCGACAAUGGCGGACCCCACCAUACAGACGUUCUGCUGCCACAACCGGAUACGGUCCCCGCCGGCCAUCAAGCUGAUGUCGGAGUUCGACACCGAUGGCUACAUCGUGGUGUGUUUGGUGUCGUCCGUUUUCGGCAUUGCCGGUGCCAUCUACCAGAUUUGGAUCCGACACGAAGAUGGACCGUCGUACCAUGCGGUGCGCCGGGUGCGCGGUGGAAUGCUGACGCUUUCGAGCCAAAACAUUGGCCGCCAGAUCAUCGUGUGGUUGGCGGUGGCUGACCUGUGCGCCUCGUUCGGCGUGUUCCUCCGGUCGGCACUGUGGAAAUACAUAAAAAAUGUCUUACCCCCGGACAGCGACGUGGACGACACCACGAACGUAAUCUUCUGUGCCGUUUCGUCCGCCUGGAUACAGUACUUCUACAUGUGCACGUGGCUUUGGACGCUCUGCUACGCGAUCAACGUGCGCAGGCAGCUUGGCGGUGCGCGGUACGCCCUGCGCACGUAUCACUACUACGUUUGGAGUAUCGCCGCGGUCCUCACCGGAAUCGGAGUGACGGUGCUCUAUGUGCCCGAUGCAGACUGCCACAAUGUGCAUGAAAUGGCCACGGCGUACAUGCGCAUACUGCCCAACUACGUGAUGACGUACGGGCCGAUGAUCGCCGUGAUGAUCGUAAACCCGGUCAUGUACUAUCAGGCAUCGGGGGAAGUCGACCGCCAGCUUGUGGCCCGUUUCAGCCAGAUGUCGAACACGGAGCGCGAUCUGAUGGCCAAGUUUAAGCUCAAGUUUUCGCUCAUCAACCUUGUGUUCUACGUUUGCUGGCUACCGAAUCUGGUCAAUGGGAUUGUUCUGUGGACGAUGUGGUAUGACCUGCCGUACGCGAUGGUCGUUACCGUUUGGUACAUAAUGGCCAUUACCAAUCCGCUGCAAGCGUUCAUGAACACACUGGUCUACCAAAAGUGGAACUGCCGGUGGCGACUCCGGCGGCAAGCGAGUACAGAUUGGAACGCUGACGUUAGGCGGCGCAAUCGGGCGUCAGUGGUCAGCGAAGGAACGCCACUGCUUCAGCCGAAAGCUGAAUCCCCGUCUACGUCCUCCCAGCAGCUGCACCAACCGUCGGUGGACCUAAUACCGAGUCCGACACGGAGCAUCAACUCGUGCUCGUUGGUUUGACGCCGAAUCUGUUACUUGCUCAAUCGCUCGGUCUACUAUUACCGCUCAAACGGAACUACACAUGGAGUUCGGAGCGACCGAUCCUUCUUCGGGCCACUGGAAGUCGACUUCGUGCACCGGCUCUGGAGGAAUUGGGCGUACAGCAGGAGUGUAUAUAAUGUAGCAGACGAACGUCCUACAAUGAUGCUGUAGCAUGUGGAUGGUACAGAAGAUUGAAUACUUUUCAAUUACUAUAAGUAACUUAAUUGUACAGCCUAAGAUAAACGGGAGAAUCGAGUAAAAACGGAUCACAAUCGAGAUCGUUAUGGGCGCAGUUUCCGAAAAUUGGCUAUGUGACCAGCAUUUCUAAAACACGUCACCAAGAACAAAUGGAAUGGAACGAAAAUUUCCCUAUACAGUAUUUAUAAUUUUUUCUUUAUUUCUA